GGUCCACAUGCAGCAUUAAACUCAGUCCUUCCUCGUCGUCCGCGAAAUGGAGAACGAUAGAGGCGCACAAACUGUUCUGCUGAAAUUUCUUCACAACAAGUCAAAUAACUCUUCACUCCGACCGGUAAUCAUCGCCAAUGCUGCAAUCGCAUUGGCACUUUUGCUUCUUGCAUUGCGCCUAUAUUCCUCGCGAAAGGUGCUGAAAUCCGCUGCGGUUACUAGUGAUGAAUCGGACACCAAGCGGUUCGCGGGCAGAAUAGGCCGGCGUAUAGCUCAUGUUGGUGGGCCUGUCAUAUUCGCCUACAAGCUAGCGCGCUUCACAGCGUUGGCGGUCCUGCUCGUCCUGGUCAUUAUUCCGUCUAUUCAACAUGGAUGGACAAACCUCAGCGUGGUCCUCACCGAAGCUCUGACAUUCGCGUCUAUCCUGGCCGCCGCAAAUGCGCUGGUAUCGGCACGCGCGUCACAGCUACUGUCGCCGCAUUUGACGUUCAUUUCGUUCGCAAUCUUUGCAGCCUAUGCCUACCGAAACCUCUGGCCUUUCAUGACCUUCGCGCUUUACCCACUCGACGCUGCCGAAGGCAAAAUUCUCUGGGCCAAGGUCGCUUUGGCGACGUGGGUUGGGUUUCUCGCACCUCUGCUCGAGCCGUAUCCAUACAUUCCUCUGCAUCCCGAGGGCCCGAUCAACACUGCCAACCCCGAGCAGACGGCCUCUAUCGCUUCCUGGGUUUUUUACACCUUCCUCGAUCCUAUUAUUUGGGAAGCAUAUCGUGUUCCACAUCUCUCGCAUGACCAAUUACCGCCACUGGCCGACUACGAUGAGGCGAGGUAUUUGAUUGAGCAGAACUUUCAUCAUCUAGAUCCGUUCUCAGGUGCCAAGAAAGGAAGCUUGCUUUGGCCCAUUUUGAAGGUCCUCCGUACCCCAUUGCUCUACCAGGCCAUUUGCAUCGUUUUCACAUCAUUAGCCCGCUUGGCAGGCCCUAUUGGUGUCAACAGGCUUUUGAGCUAUCUCGAAAACGGCGGACACAAUGCAUUUGUGCGACCCUGGGUCUGGAUCCUAUGGAUAGCCCUUAGCCCAAUCGUGCAGACUCUCCUCAUGGAGUUGUAUCUGUUCUUCUCCACUCGCUCCUUAAUUCGCAUGGAAGGUAUCCUUACUGCGCUUAUCUUCGACCACGCCCUACGCCUUCGUGUCAAAACCAAUGCCGGACCCAAGCUCGAACAAGGGCAACCACCCACGACCUCCGAAAGCGACAGCCAGGGGCAAGCCGACAAAGCAAAGGAGGGCGAAAAAAGUGAUAAUAUCGUUGGCAAAAUUAUGACCAUGGCAACGAGCGACUUGAAUAAUAUCACGGGCGGUCGGAAUUUCCUAUUGCUAGUUCUCGGGGUGCCUGUUGAUCUCAUUGUCUCCAUCUGUUUCUUGUAUGACCUGCUGGGCUGGAGUGCAUUCGUUGGCUUUGUUGUCAUGGUCGCAUUACUCCCCGUGCCAAGAUAUGUCGCAGCUUUGAUGAGCAGUGCACAGAAGGAGAAAAUGAAAGCGACAGACGCUCGCGUUCAGCUUGUGACAGAAAUGUUGGGCACCCUCCGAAUGGUCAAGCUCUUCGGCUGGGAAAGGCGAGUCGAGGAAGAGGUCGCAGUCAAGAGAGAAGAAGAAUUGAAAUGGGUGUGGAGGAGUACUUUGUAUUCGUUCGUGAUCACCAACAUGAACCAUAUGAUUCCUCUAUUGCACAUGAUUGCUACCUAUGGGACCUACACUAUAGUCAUGAAACGGAGUCUGAGCGCAUCUACUGUGUUUGCGUCAAUCGCAGUCUUUCACAACAUACAGACCAAGUUAUAUUGGAUCUCCCAGUGGCUACCGCCCAUAAUAGCAUCGUACGUUUCUAUAGGCCGUCUCCGCGAUUUCUUGUGGGAUACCGAGCUAUUGGAUACUUUCAACGAGAAGCCUACCGAUGAUGCUGGCGUUGCUUCCGCUAUCCAUGAGCAAGAUAUUGGCUUCGGAAGCUCCGAGUUCUCUUGGUCAAUCGAUGCCGCCUCAGCCGGGCUGUCGCAGCCAUCUUUUCGCCUGCACGUCGAAGACGACGUCGUUUUCAAACGUGGCAGCUUCAACCUCAUCGUCGGUCCCACAGGGUCAGGAAAGACCUCAGUGCUAAUGGCCUUGCUUGGAGAGAUGCACCGGAUUCCGCUCAGCCCAGAGUCAUGGGUCAACCUACCGCGGGAGGACGGCAUCGCUUAUGCGGCUCAGGAAUCCUGGGUAUUAAGCGAUACGAUCAAGGAGAAUAUCUUGUUCGGCUCCCCGUACAUCGAAGAGAGGUAUAGGAAAGUAAUAUACCAAUGUGCUCUGACGAAGGACCUAGCAAUGUUCAACUCGGGGGACGAGACACAAGUCGGGGAGAGAGGAAUUACCCUCAGCGGGGGCCAGAAGGCACGCGUUACUCUAGCUCGCGCUGUGUACUCUUCUGCAGAAGUUCUUUUGCUCGAUGACGUUCUAGCCGCUCUAGAUGUGCAUACGUCUCGCUGGGUAGUCAACAAGUGUUUCAAAGGCGAUAUCAUGAAGGGUAGAACUACUAUCAUCGUGACGCACAAUAUCGCCCUCACAGCUCCUCUGGCCAAAUUUAUCCUGUCCAUGGGCCCAAACGGUUCAAUAAAAAGCAGCGGCGUUCCGGCUGACGUCCUUGGUACAGACCCAGAGCUGACAAAAGAAGUCGCACAUGAAGCUGAGGCUCUUGAACUGGACGAGGACGAGGACAGUGUUGGAGAAACAUCGACCGCCAAUCCAGAGAAGGGCAAGCUCAUUAUCGCUGAAGAGAUUGCCCUCGGGCGUGUCGGACGCAGUGCCUACGAGCUGUACCUUGGCGCGAUGGGUGGCGUGUUCUACUGGCUGCAGUAUCUGAGCACAGAUAUCAUCGGAGAAAUUCUACUCAUUUCAUCAACUUGGUGGCUUGGCUGGUGGGCUGCUCAAUACGCCUCCGAAGGUUCUAAAGACGUCUCCGCGCCAUACUACCUGGGCAUCUACUCACUCAUAAAGAUGUCGGAUAUGGCGUUCUUUCUGGCACACUCUCUUAUAGAUGCCAUAGGAAGGAUCAAAGCAUCACGGAGUGUUCACGAGAAACUCAUCAUAUCGAUCUUUGGCAGUACAUUCCGCUGGUUAGAUGUAACCCCGACGUCUCGAAUUAUUACGCGAUGCACUCAGGAUAUCCAGGCUGUCGAUGGAACAGUUCCCCAAGCUUUUAACGUCGUCAUCGGCGUAUCUGUCGCCAUAAUCACACAGCUGAUCGCCAUGAUAAUCUACACGCCCAUCUUCCUCCUGCCUAGUGUCUUCGUCGUCGGACUGGGUAUAUGGCUUGGCAAUGUCUACAUCAAAGCCCAACUCUCUGUCAAACGCGAGAUGUCGAAUUGCAAAGCACCGGUGCUAGCCAUGUUCGGCAGUGCUGUUCAUGGGCUGAUCUCUAUCAGAGCUUACGCAGCUCAGGGCCCGUUCAGGCAACAGCUACUGAACCGUGUGAACGAGUAUACUCGGGCAGGACGGACAUUCUGGUUGUUGAAUCGAUGGAUUGCCGUCCGGCUUGAUGCGUUGUGUGCAAUUUUCGCCGCUUCCAUCGCUUCCUACCUUGUGUAUGCUUCAUCCAUCAGUCCGUCGGGUGUUGGUUUUGUGCUCGCGAUGGCCGUAUCGUUCACGAAAUUCAUCCUAGGUCUCGUUCAUUGGCUCAACCAAUUUGAAGUCAAUGCCAACAGUUUAGAGCGCCUGCACCAGUACAUUCAUGUUGAGCAAGAAUCCAAGAAUGGCGUUCAGCCUCCAGCGUUCUGGCCGACAAGCGGCAGCUUGUAUGUAGAGCGCUUGUCUGCGUCUUACACGCCCGAUGGGCCAAAGGUCUUGCAGGACCUUACCUUUGAGCUGAAAAGCGGGGAACGCGUCGGUGUCGUGGGACGCACUGGGGCAGGGAAGUCGACGUUGACGUUGGCCCUGCUCCGUUGCAUCCAUACCGAGGGUCUUGUCGUGUUUGACGGCGUUCCCACAAAUUCCAUCACUCUGGAUACACUCCGGUCGAGCAUCACUAUCAUCCCGCAGUCGCCCGAGCUCAUGAGUGGGACCCUACGCUACAACCUUGACCCAUUCUGCCAGAAUGACGACGCGACUCUCAAUGACGCUCUGCGGUCUGCGGGGCUAUUCUCUUUGCAAGAGACCUCAGACGAGAAUCGCAUUACCUUGGACACUAAGAUUGCUGGUGGCGGUGCGAACCUCUCGGUCGGCCAGAGGCAGAUCAUCGCUCUAGCGAGGGCCAUUGUGCGGCAGAGCAAACUGCUGGUUUUGGACGAGGCAACUUCGGCGAUCGACUACGAGACCGACGCCGUCAUCCAGCAAUCCUUGCGGAAGGAACUGAGGAGUGAUGUAACUGUUAUUACAGUGGCGCACAGACUGCAGACAAUCAUGGAUUAUGACAAAAUCAUGGUCAUAGACGCCGGUCGCCUGGUAGAGUUCGACACACCUCGGGUGCUGCUGGAGAAGGAAGAUGGCCUGUUGCACGCCCUUGUCGAGCAGAGUGCCGACAAGGAUCUGCUGUAUAUGGCUGCACAUAGUAAGUAGUGUACGGUGUACUCAGCCUCGUUCCCAGUGGCAAGUCUAUCCCUUCGCCUAUUUGUGCUGAUGGCUCCGAUGGACCUGUACUCUGUACUCUCUGUGUGCUGUUGUAGUCAUAUCUGUCUAUUUUUCUCAUGAAUUUGAUCUUUGUCUUGGUUGCCUCUCUGACAAUUGUACUGGAUCG
This is a messenger RNA of Phanerochaete carnosa HHB-10118-sp, 4754 nucleotides long. RefSeq lists its product as uncharacterized. Gene Ontology annotation, biological process: transmembrane transport. Gene Ontology annotation, molecular function: ATP hydrolysis activity; ATP binding; ABC-type peptide transporter activity. The transcript has 39 exons. Lineage: Eukaryota; Fungi; Basidiomycota; Agaricomycetes; Polyporales; Phanerochaetaceae. Gene Ontology annotation, cellular component: fungal-type vacuole; membrane. Bases 47 to 4576 code for a protein of 1509 amino acids. The record is from RefSeq and is a predicted model, not a curated record.